AUGGAGAGGAAAAGAAGCCAUGUCUCUCUUACCAUGUUUGCAAUGCUUGUUGCAUUGCUUUCCCAAAACCUUGUAAUUCCUGUAAUAUCCACCACUGUUGAAGAUCAGAAGAACUACUAUACACCUGAUCCUCAUUCUCCCUCAGGCUCACAUAGGAGUCCUCCAUCUCAUGGACAUGGAAGCUCUCCACCAUCACAUGGUGGUGGAGGUUAUUAUCCAUCCCCUUCAACACCUUCAGGUGGAAACUGUGGAUCAUCACCACCACAUCAUGAACCUUCUCCAACACCCUCAACACCCUCAACACCAUCAAACCCUCCCUCAGGUGGAUACUAUAACAACCCACCAACUCCAGUCACUGUGAGCCCACCAACCACCCCUAUUGACCCUGGCACCCCUUCUAUCCCCUCACCACCUUUGGUUCCUUCUCCAUCUCCCUUCACAGGCACAUGCAACUACUGGAGGUCUCAUCCAGGAAUCAUAUGGGGAUUGCUUGGUUGGUGGGGAACAUUAGGUAGUGCAUUUGGUGUCACAAGUGUUCCAGGGUUCAGUCCUGGACUCAGCUUGCCACAAGCACUCUCAAACACCAGAACUGAUGGGUUAGGAUCACUCUACAGAGAAGGAACAGCUUCAUUUCUCAACUCAUUGGUGAACAACAAGUUCCCUUACACAACCAACCAAGUGAAGGACAGUUUUGUGGCAUCUCUAAACUCUAACAAGGCUGCAGCAGCACAAGCCCAGCUCUUCAAGAUGGCCAAUGAAGGAAGAAUGAAGCCUAGACCAUGA
This is a messenger RNA of Abrus precatorius (Indian licorice), 783 nucleotides long. Its product is annotated as protodermal factor 1. The record is from RefSeq and is a predicted model, not a curated record. The transcript is spliced from 3 exons. Lineage: Eukaryota; Viridiplantae; Streptophyta; Magnoliopsida; Fabales; Fabaceae. The coding region runs from base 1 to 783 and encodes 260 amino acids.